This is a messenger RNA of Paramuricea clavata, 6854 nucleotides long. NCBI's taxonomy places the organism in Eukaryota, Metazoa, Cnidaria, Anthozoa, Malacalcyonacea, Plexauridae. The record is from the annotation of a GenBank genome assembly.
AUGGCUACAGCUAAUUUGCCGGCAAUUUCGCAUCCUUUAUCGCGUCUGGGAAGCCCCGAAAAAAUUACAGUUCGCGGUGUGUCGCGUGGCGAAGGGGCAAGCUCGCAAAUUCAAAAUGAACUCAAAAAAGUCAGCCAGCUUCGUCCGAUCACGGCAGACCAAAUGCCUUGGAGACUUACGAAAUCAUCUUCUGGAUCGCGAGGUUUUCCAAAGGAAACUAGCCUACCGGCUUUGGGUUCCGUACCCGAAGGAAUCGAAGUCAAGAAAGCAAGUGAUCAAUUCAAACCAGCUAUUCCAAUAUUUGGUAAGUGUACAUUUCACUACGUUUGCGUCAUGUAAAUAUUUGAAGUCAGGGGACAUGUAUAUUUGAUAUCUAUAUAUCUAUAAAAUUAACUUUAUUUAUACUAGAUAGCUCUAUCAGUUCUAAGCUGUUCUCCCUAGAGGUAUAGUGAGCUCCUUCCCUAUACAAGAGGUUUAUAAUAGUCUAUAUGGUUACUUAUUUUGAGUACCCGAAGAAAACCAGUGGUGUUUGGUAGAGUCGAACUGGAAGCACUCUUCCCACAUGUCAGUGAGAUAAAAAACUGAUGUUUUUAUUUCCAUGAUCAGGAAAUCGUGCGGACCUUGCAAGCCGAGCCGAGAGCCGUCAGUCGAGACUAAAUACAGCUGCUUCUUAUGAGAAACCAGUUGUUGACGAGGUCUGUAGAAUAUUACUUUCUGCUUGACAUUGUUAGUGUGGGUUAUUAUUUUAUGAUCUAUAAUAGUUUAUUCAUUGGUUUUCAGCUGGAGGCGAUAAUAAGAGAAAAAUUAAAGUCAGCGUAUUAUUCGGUCAAGCAAGCAUUCAAACAGUACGACCCUGAGGGACGAGGAAUAAUUACAAGGUUAAGAUUAACUGUUGUCACCUGCGCCAUCAUUACCACCAUGAUCAUCAUUACUAUCAUCUGACCGUCAUCAUCAUCAUCACCACCAUCAUCACCACCAUGCAUCAUCACCAUGCAUCAUCACCAUCAUCACCACUGACCAUAAUCACCAUGCAAGCAUCACCACCAUCACAAUUGACCAUCAUCACCAUGCAUCGUCACCAUGCAUCAUCACCAUCACCACUGACCAUCGCCCCCAUGCAUCAUCACCAUGCACCAACCAUCAUCACCAUCACCCUGAUCACCAUCACCACUGACCAUCAUCACCACUGGCCAUCACCACUGACCAUCAUCACUGACCAUCAUCACAACUGACCAUGAUCAUCACCACUGACCACCAUCACCACUGGCCAUCACCACUGACCAUCACCACUGACCAUCACCACAACUGACCAUGAUCAUCACCACUGACCACCAUCACCACUGACAUGGCCACCAUCACCACUGACCACCAUCACCACUGACCAUCAUCACCACUGACCACCAUCACCACUGACCACCAUCACCACUGACCACCAUCACCACUGACCACCAUCACCAAUGACCACAAUCACCACUGACCAUCAUCACCACUGACCAUCAUCAUCAUGCACCACCAACCAUCAUCACCAUCAGGGUGAUCACCAUCACCACUGACCAUCAUCAUCACCCCUGAUCAUCAUCAUCACCACUGAUCAUCAUCACCACUGAUCAUCAUCACCACUGACCGUCAUUACCACUGACCAUCAUCACCUGAUCACCAUCAUUUAUACCACUGACCAUCACCACCAUCACCACUGACCAUCAUCACUGUGACUGUGCAUCACCACCAUGUCUUCUAACAUAAAUAUAUUUCUUCCAGGGAAUCAUUAGUCAAAAUCCUCAGUAGUAUUGUUGGUAGAAAUAUAAGCUUGAGUCAAUUUAAUCGUCUCAUGAUCAGGUAAUUGAACUAUUUAUGCCAGCUGCAACCCCAUUUUCAGAUAACCUACAUGCCUUAUUAAGUAACUUUUCAUCCUUGGUCGUUUAUGGAAACUUAGUGUAAAACUUUAUUUCCGUUCCUAUAUAGACUUGGCUUGGACACAAAGAAGACGAUUUCUUUUGAAGAAUUUUAUUCAUCAUUUGCUAGGCCACUAAAGGUAUGGAUAACCCUAUCAGUUCUGGUUUCCCCCUAUAAAAGUGAUACCUGAUUAAUGCAGUCUUUCUACAGGAGGAAACCUAAACUAAACAAUCUAAACUAAACGUUAUUUAUACAAGAUAGCUCUACCAGUUCUAACGUAUUCUCUCUAGAAGUUCAGUAGGCACCAUGCAUCAUUUAUUAAACAAGUGUUACUACAGGAGGAAAUGGAAGUACCCAGAGAAAACCCGUUUGUUGAAACAUACAAUGAGGAGAAAUUGUUCUACCAGACAACUGAGUCACUCACUCGGCAGUCAGUGGUUAACAAAUUAUGGUCAAAGUAAAUCUUUUCUCAAACAGAAAGAUGGAAUACCUGAAUGGUUUGAGCAACAAACGAAAACAGUUCACUACUUGUCAGCAGCUCAAGUGCAUGUACAGUUGAAAGAGAAAGCCAAGCAAAGGUAAUCUAUUUUUCGCCUAUACAUGAUCUAUCAGUUCUAAACUGUUCUGCCUAAAUGGCAAGUCCAUUAGGCUUGCUGUGUUCGGUGAAACCCACCUGUCUACCUUAACGUUAAAUUUUUCGCAGAUUUUUGGAUUUGGCUGAUCUUAUACCACAAAUGAAUCCAGGAGGCAGCGGUCGGAUUUUGAAACCUGAACUCCAGAACGCUUUGAACAAACACGGCUUCGCUAUGGAAGAGUCGGAAUACGAUAAACUUUGGCAAAAAUAUGAUACUGAAAACAUCGGGGUUAUAAAAGGUAAAUAAAGCAAUCAGCCAUAGGUGAGAGGGGCAGAUACAGGGGACUGCAUUUAUCUAGUAUACGUAAUGUAAUUUGUUCUGGGAUCACCGACCAGUUCAUUUAUUUAUACCAAAUUUGCGAAAACAUGUCUGAUAUUAUAUCUAGGUGAAAAGCUAUUACACAAACUUGGCAUUAGCUUAAAAACCAACGGCGAAAAAACGGAAAUUGGAACAGAGAAAGAAGAAACAAGAUCGCCUCGCAGGCUGGAAUCUGAGCGGCUUCACUCGCUCGAUGUUGAACGUUGGUUAAAAAAGAAAUUUAGGGAAAGCUGUUCGGAAAUGAAACAUGCAUUUCAGGAGUUAGAUCUCGACAGAACCGGAAGAGUAACGAAAGAUGAGUUUAGGAAGGUUUUGAAAGAGUUCGGUUUGAAAUUGAGUUCUGAUAAACAAGUGGAAGACUUCUUAGCAAGGUUCGUUUGAAUGAAACGAUAGCGAUCGUUAUCACUACAAUUAUCAUCAUCAGCACCAUCUUCGUUAUCAUCAUCAUUUUAGUACCAUUAUCAUCACCAUGAUCAUAAUCACCACCGCGAUGCACUACCAUAAAUCACCAGAUGUAUAGGUACUAUCGUCACAUUAUCACCUUCAUCAUCAUCAUCAUCAUCAUCAUCAUCAUCAUCAUCAUCAUCAUCAUCGUCACCACUAUCAUUACCAUCCAUUACAACUACAUGCCAUCACUAUCAUAAUCAUCACCAUCAUCAUGACCAUCAUGAUCACCAUCAUAGCUACCACCACUAUCAUCAUCACCAUCACCAUCAUGACCACGAUAAUCACCGUCACCUUUACCAUCAUAAUCUUUACCAAGCACUCUUCUCAUAUGUGAAUGAGGUGAAAUUUUAACCAAACAAAUGCACAUUGCAGGAAUCAAACUUCACAUGUGAAAGCCACAUCUCAAAUUAACACCAUGUACUUUAAUUUGACACAAUUUCCAGAUGUGGCGUUGAGUUUGAAGGCAAGGUCCCUUACAAAGAAUUUCUGCGACGUUUUCAAGAUCGAAGUGAAAAGGGAAUUGCGCACAAAAUUUUGGCAAAUCCAUUGCACAGGUGAGUUGUAUAUGUCUGCCAAUAAAAUAGUAUGGUAUCGUAACAUGGUAAGCACUAUGGUACAUGAUGAUGUUUGAUGCGACUUUUUAGAUACCAUCAAACGGAAGUUGAUAGCAAGUAUUCGACUACGUCAGCUGUGGAGGCAAAGUUAAUGGACAUGUUUCAAAAAGAUUUCUUAUCUCUUCUUGGGACACUUCAGUAAGUUUAAGAAAACAAAUUAUAUUUAUACUGGACAGCUCUAUCAGUUCUAAACUGUUGUCUCUAGAGGUCCAGUUAGGAUCAUCUCUUGUCCAGGACACCAAAGCACACUGGAAAAAAACUAAAACGGAAAUACUCCUCUCACGUUUGUUUAGCAAAAUAGAUCGAAAUGGGGAAGGUUCGGUGAGUCAGGAGCAGUUUCGAGCAGCCAUUGAAAGUCGUUUUGAGCUCGGGAUGUCUGAUGAGGCGUGGGAACAGUUUCUGAGUAGUGUACCACUAGACAGUGACGGAAUGGUACUGUAUGUCCAGUUUAUGUCGCGCUUUGAUACAAAGUAAGUCCUGGAAAUUUCUUCUGACAAACCUAUUGGUCCAGUAUGACCUUGCAUCUGUUUGUGGUCCAGUGUAGUACUACGUCUAAUUUAUGAUUUUUAUCAUCCAGAGAACAAGUGUCUCUUUUCGACGGCAAGUCGACAGUUCCGGAAAGAAAGUAUAUCCCGAGUGAUUCGCCCCCGAAGUCGCCCCGUAUUCGUCCUGUGAGGUCUGUUGAAAGCACGGUGAAUGACGAGGGAAGACCCGUGGAGGAAAUGAGACGAAUAAUUAGGAAGGUUUUAAAUGAUAAUCUUUCACAAGUGCAAGAGGUACGGUUUGAUUGUUGUUAUAUUUGGCGUAUUCUGUGCGUUAUCGUUGAUUAUUUUAUAUAAGUAUCCGACAGAGUAACUACCGCAACAAUCUAGUAUCAUCACCAUCCACCAUUACCAUUACAACCAUCAUUAUUACCACCAUCAUCACCAUUACCACCAUCAUCACCAUUACCACUAUCAUCACAAUUGACCAUCCUCAUCACCAUUAAAUCCACCACCAUUACAACCAUCAUCAUUACCACCAUUAACCAUCCUCAUCACCAUUACCACCAUCAUCACCAUUACCACCAUCAUCACCAUUACCACCAUCAUCACAAUCGUUGAUUCUCCCCCAUUCUUUCCAUAGGAAUUCUACGACAUUGAUGAAUUCAACAGUAAACGGCUUACCCAAGAAAUGUUCUCAAGACUAAUGAAACGGUAAUCAAUAUGUAAAUUCAUGCGUAGUGGUCCAGUGUUCUGAACUACCCCUGCUGUAAGAUGCUGUGGUUUGUGUCUGAACUACCCGAACAUUCUUUUUAGAUUUGGAAUAGAGUUCAGUUCCAACGAGGUUAAACGUCUCUGGAAUACGUUACUCACAGACCAGAAACGAAUGCUAGAAUUUACGCAGUUUGUUCGACAUUUUGGAUGCAGCUCUGCUCCACAAGGUGAGCUUUUGAGUCAGGAAAGAUUAUGCAUGACUCUUACAGGACUCUGAAGAACGGUUUAGACUGACAGAGCUAUCCAGUAUAAGUAAAGUUAGUUUAGUGUAGGUUUCCUCCUGUAGUAACACUGGAUCAAUAAUUAAGAGAUGACUCUUACUGGACCUCUAGGAAGAACAGUUUAGAACUGAUAGAGCUAUCCAGUAUAAAUAAAGUUAGUUUAGUUUACGUUUCCGCCUGUAGUAACAUUGGAUCAAUAAGAAUGGACUCUUACUGAACCUCUAGGAAGAACGGUUUAGAACUGAUAGAGCUAUCCAUAUGAAUAAACUUUAAGUUAGUUUAGUUCAGGUUUCCUCCUGUAGUAACAUUAUAUCAAUAAGAGGAUCCUUACUGGACCUCUAGGGAGAACAGUUAGUUUAGAACUGAUAGAGCUAUCCAGUUUCAAUAAAGUCAGUUUAUAAAUUAAUAAAUUUACAGUAAUAAUUGCAGUAAUAAAUUUAAAUUUACGUGGUGUUUCCACAAACAAAACUAUUAUAUAUUUAAUCGCCAUGCAAUCAUACAAAGAACUUAUAAAGUCAGUUUAGUUUUACUCCUGUAGGAUCAAUAAGAGAUGACCUAACUGGGCCUCUAGUAGGAAUAGUUUAGAACUUUUGCCAAUCCUCGUAUAUUUUAAACCCUAGCCUACCCAAAUGCGAAGAUCUCGCCUCCCAAGCGUGGCGACAGUGACUUCAUGAUGCGAUCAAAUAAACUAAACAGCGCUGUAGAUAUGCUCUAUGAUCAACUGAGGUCGAAAGUUGACUUGAAUUGGGAGAGAUUGCAAAUGGAGUUUAAGUCUUUGGAUCCUGGUGGAUCUGGUUAUGCUGGUAAAGAAGAGUUCAAGGUAAGAUGGUGAUGAUGGUCGCGAUGAUGGUGGUAAUGAUGAUGAUAUUGGUGAUGAUGGUACUGGUGAUGAUGGUGGUAAUGAUGAUGGUAUUGGUGAUGAUGGAACUGGUGAUGAUGGUGGUAAUGAUGAUGGUAUUGGUGAUGAUGGUACUGGUGAUGAUGGUGGUAAUGAUGAUGGUAUUGGUGAUGAUGGAACUGGUGAUGAUGGUGGUAAUGAUGAUGGUAUUGGUGAUGAUGGUACUGGUGAUGAUGGUGGUAAUGAUGAUGGUAUUGGUGAUGAUGGAACUGGUGAUGAUGGUGGUAAUGAUGAUGGUAUUGGUGAUGAUGGUACUGGUGAUGAUGGUGGUAAUGAUGAUGGUAUUGGUGAUGAUGGAACUGGUGAUGAUGGUGGUAAUGAUGAUGGUAUUGGUGAUGAUGGUACUGGUGAUGAUGGUGGUAAUGAUGAUGGUAUUGGUGAUGAUGGAACUGGUGAUGAUGGUGGUAAUGAUGAUGGUAUUGGUGAUGAUGGUACUGGUGAUGAUGGUGGUAAUGAUGAUGGUAUUGGUGAUGAUGGAACUGGUGAUGAUGGUGGUAAUGAUGAUGGUAUUGGUGAUGAUGGUACUGGUGAUGAUGGUGGUAAUGAUGAUGGUAUUGGUGAUGAUGGAACUG